CACUGUUUCUGCAACCUGCCAAUAUGGGAUUCACGCUCACAUGCUGCUGAUUUCACAAAUUCUGUGGACGAAUCCCAUUACUGCCUCAAAAGCCUCAAAAUACAAAUUUUCUGUUUUCUUUAGCCAAUCUAAAAAAAAAUCUCUAAUUAGGAAUACAUUAAUUUGAGAAAAUAAAAAAAUAAAAAAAAUGGGUUGCAGCGAUCCUGAUGAAGAAGAUUCUGCAAAUGCUACAAGGUCCCCAAAAUCUGUGAUAGAUUAUUCUCAUGCAGUGACUUCAUAUUCUUCAAAGGAGGAUUACCAUGAAAGAUCUGAAAAAGCUGUGAAAAGAAAAGCUCGUCCCAAAAAGGAUUUAGGGUUCAGUUAUCCUCAAACUGAAGUAUAUACAAAGCUACAAAAGACCCAAGAACGUGCCAGAAAAAAUACAAAAAGGUGCUGUCCUAAAUCUCUGAAUAUAUUUUUUUUCUGUAGCUUUUUGGUUGCUUUGGUUUCUGCUAUAAUGCCUAUAUCAUUGUACAUGGAAUGGCCGUUAAGUAAAGAUUACCCAUCAUCAUUUAUGCCAACACUUAGAUGGCUUCAUAGUUUCUCAAAUGAGUCUAAUACUAAUUUGGAGGAGCUUCAAGCCACAUUGGAGAGAUUUUCCAGAAGGAUAGAGAAAUGGUUAGAGAGGCAGCUAGGUUUGGCAGAUGAGAAGCUGGCUGGAGAGUUGGAGAAGCUAAAAUCUGAAAUGGAGGUGGCCAUCAGAGACAAUUUUCAUGUAUUUACAAACCAGCUUGAUAACAUGGAUGAGCGACUGAAAGAGGUGGAAGAGUAUGUGAAAAUAUUUCAAGCAAAGGGUCUUCUUAACCAAACAGAGGCCAUGGAUCUCAUCAACAGUGCUUUGAAAGAAAAGAAUGAAGUUGGGGACAUGAAGGGUGUGAUUAGCUUGGAUGAUAUCAGGGCUGCAACAAGAAGGAUGAUUGAAGCAGAGAUUGAAAAGCAUUCUGCUGAUGGAGUUGGAAGAGUGGAUUAUGCUAUAGCUAGUGGCGGAGGAAAGGUUUUAAGUCAUUCUGAAGGGUACUAUCCUGGAGAGGCCAUCUCUUGGAGUCAGGUUUCCAAUAGGCUACUUUCCUUGAAUCAUCCCUUUGCUAAUGGGAUAGUUAAGCCUGGAUUUGGAGAGCCAGGGAGAUGCCUUCCUCUCAAGGGCAGCAAUGUUUUUAUCAUCAUUGGCCUUAGGACUUCCAUUUUUGCUGAAGCAAUCAGUUUGGAGCAUGUUUCAAAGAGAGUGGCAUAUGAUUUAACAAGUGCACCAAAGCAAUUCAAGGUUUAUGGGUCAACUUCAAAAAAUGAAAACCAGAAAUCCUCAUGGAUUGUACUCGGAGAGUUCACUUAUGAUAUUUACGCUGAGAAGUAUAUCCAGACCUUCAAUUUACUAAAUGGAAAUAGUGCAGAGAAGAAGAUAAGUAGGGUGAAACUACAUAUAUUGUCCAACCAUGGAAGCCAAACUCAUACAUGCAUUUACAGGGUCCGGGUUCAUGGCCAUGAAUAGAUGUACAGAUCAUUAAAAAGGUUUUAUCUUAAUGACUAUGCAGAGUAUGGGAGACUAGUAUGUUGAGGUGUACAAGGUUAUGGCAAUUGGGGACUAAGU
This is a messenger RNA of Cryptomeria japonica (Japanese cedar), 1624 nucleotides long. Its product is annotated as SUN domain-containing protein 1-like. The transcript has 2 exons. Gene Ontology annotation, molecular function: protein-membrane adaptor activity. Gene Ontology annotation, cellular component: nuclear envelope. The coding region runs from base 188 to 1525 and encodes 445 amino acids. The record is from RefSeq and is a predicted model, not a curated record. NCBI's taxonomy places the organism in Eukaryota, Viridiplantae, Streptophyta, Pinopsida, Cupressales, Cupressaceae. Gene Ontology annotation, biological process: nuclear envelope organization.